UCUUCUGGCUUGCGUAUGCAUGAUGAGGGGCAUGGCUUGGCCGGGCUUGCAGUGCCUUGUCACCGAGCCAGCGAGUCACAACACCCGGGACUUCAAAGGCAGACAGUUGCUUUGGGGGGCAUUGGUGUGAGGUGUUGAGUGACAAAGAGAGAGAGGGACAGAGGCACAUACAGAGAGCGAGAGAGCGAGAGAGAGAGAGAGAGAGAGAGAGAGAGAGGGAGAGAGAGAGGGAGAGAGAGAGAGUGAACAGACUGAGACUGAUGCACAGCAGUGAGAGUGAAGGCAGUAGAUAGAUUGAAAGAGAAAAAGAAGGAGAAGGUGACAACACAACAGUGAACGUUAACGUUGGCCAGAGUAUUCCUGGAGGACAUCAGUGGAGGACAGGAGAGACACAUCCGGAAGAAAGAACUAGGGGGGGGGGGGGAAAGAGAAGAGAACAGACAGACAGAGUGAGUGAGCGAGUGAGAGGUUUAAAGGGACCCAGAGAGACAGGCAGAGGAAGGGGUUGAGGAAGAGGUAGAUUGUCCUCAUCGGAGCAUGCUGAGAGAGAGCUCAUGGAUUUAGUAGAGCUCUACCUGCCCGAGUGCUUCACCUACCACCCUGACACUGAACUUUUGGGCAGGAUGUCAGUGAGGGGUCUGGACCCCCCCUGCGCCCCCACCAUAAAGAGGGAGCCCUGCAGCCCCAGCCCCAGCUCCCAGGGGGAUGUCAGCCCCGCCCAGCCCAGCCCGGGCAGCUCGUCCUCGGACACCAACUCCUACUGCCCACUGUCCAAGGGCCACGGUCUGACCAAUGGGCUGGAAUCCCCCAGCUUCUACUGCCCGCCAUCGGGCCUGGCCACCAACGGAGCGACCAACAGGCGGUUCGUGGAGGACGAGGGCCCAGUGAAGUGUGAGUUCAUGCUGGGCUCCGUGGCCAAGCGGCUGUGCCUGGUCUGUGGCGACGUGGCGUCUGGCUACCACUACGGGGUGGCCUCCUGUGAGGCCUGCAAGGCCUUCUUCAAGAGGACCAUCCAGGGUAACAUUGAGUACAGCUGUCCAGCCUCCAACGAAUGCGAGAUCACCAAGAGGCGGAGGAAGUCGUGCCAGGCGUGCCGCUUCAUGAAGUGUCUGGCGGUGGGCAUGCUCAGAGAAGGCGUGCGUCUGGACCGGGUACGGGGCGGCAGACAGAAGUACAAGCGACGGAUCGAUGCCGAGAACAGCCCCUACAUGAACCCCCAGAACGGCCUACCACAGAAGAAGAGCUACCCUCUGGGCGGGGCGGGGGAGAAUAAGGUGGUGUCCCUGCUGCUGGUGGCCGAGCCGGAGGGGAUCUUCGCCAUGCCGGACCCCACGGUGCCCGACAGCGACAUCAAGGCCCUGACCACGCUGUGUGACCUGGCCGACCGCGAGCUGGUGGUCAACAUCGGCUGGGCCAAGCACAUCCCAGGCUUCCCUUCCCUGUCCCUGGCCGACCAGAUGAGUCUACUACAAAGCGGUUGGAUGGAGAUCCUGAUCCUGCGCGUGGUGUUCCGCUCGCUGACCUUGGAGGACCGGCUGGUGUACGCCGAGGACUACGUCAUGGACGAGGACCAGUCCAAGCUGGCCGGCCUGCUGGACCUCAACAACUCGGUGCUGCAGCUGGUGAAGAAGUACAAGGCUCUGGGCCUGGAGAAGCCCGAGUUUGUGGUGCUCAAAGCCAUCGCGCUCGCCAACUCGGACUCCAUGCAGAUCGAGGACAGCGAGGCGGUGCAGCGGCUGCAGGAUGUCCUGCACGCGGCCCUGCAGGACCUGGAGGCGUCCUGCCACCCGGAGGACCCCCGGAGGGCGGGCAAGCUCAUCAUGUCCCUCCCCCUGCUGCGGCAGACGGCGGCCCGCGCGGUCCAGCACUUCUGCAGCAUCAAGCAGGACGGCCGCGUGCCCAUGCACAAACUGUUCCUGGAACUGCUGGACGCCAAGGCCUGACAGGC
This is a messenger RNA of Gadus morhua (Atlantic cod), 1948 nucleotides long. Its product is annotated as estrogen-related receptor gamma. Bases 555 to 1943 code for a protein of 462 amino acids. Gene Ontology annotation, cellular component: nucleus. The transcript is spliced from 8 exons. Gene Ontology annotation, biological process: regulation of DNA-templated transcription. The record is from RefSeq and is a predicted model, not a curated record. NCBI's taxonomy places the organism in Eukaryota, Metazoa, Chordata, Actinopteri, Gadiformes, Gadidae. Gene Ontology annotation, molecular function: steroid binding; nuclear steroid receptor activity; sequence-specific DNA binding.